Atta colombica is the source of this 6711-nucleotide messenger RNA. RefSeq names its product putative U5 small nuclear ribonucleoprotein 200 kDa helicase (gene l(3)72Ab). Gene Ontology annotation, cellular component: nucleus. The record is from RefSeq and is a predicted model, not a curated record. NCBI's taxonomy places the organism in Eukaryota, Metazoa, Arthropoda, Insecta, Hymenoptera, Formicidae. The transcript is spliced from 6 exons. Gene Ontology annotation, molecular function: nucleic acid binding; ATP hydrolysis activity; ATP binding. Bases 28 to 6429 code for a protein of 2133 amino acids.
GUAUUGAACGCACCUAAUAAACAAAUCAUGGCGGACGCUGCUGCACGUCAAUUACAAUACGAGUAUAAAGCGAAUUCCAAUCUCGUUUUACAAGCUGAUGUCCGAUUGAUAGAAAGACGCAGCCGAGAUGAAGCUACCGGUGAGGUUAUGUCUCUCGUGGGAAAAUUGGAUGGUACUCGUAUGGGUGAUAGAGCCCAGCGUACCAAACCUGGAAAAGCAGAGGAGAGAAAAGUCAAACGACAAAAACGUGAUGAAGCACAAUAUGACUUCACUCGUAUGAAAGGAGCGACUUUAUUAUCUGAAGGUGUAGAUGAAAUGGUUGGUAUUGUAUAUCGUCCAAAAACACAAGAGACACGUCAAACUUAUGAAGUAUUACUCAGUUUCAUACAAGAAGCUUUGGGUGACCAACCACGUGAUAUUCUUUGCGGUGCAGCUGACGAAGUACUAGCUGUAUUAAAAAAUGAUCGACUUAAAGAAAAAGAAAAAAAAAAAGAAACUGAACUUUUACUUGGUUUAUUAGCAGAAGAAAGAUUUGCAUUGCUUGUAAAUCUUGGUAAGAAGAUCACGGAUUUUGGUAGCGAUGAAAAAAGUACAACAAAUGAUGAAAAUAUUGACGAAACAUAUGGGAUCAAUGUACAGUUUGAAGAGAGUAGCGAGGAAGAUGAUGAAGAUGUAUAUGGAGAAGUACGAGAAAAUGAAGACGAAGGUGAUGAGGGUGAAGAAGCUAAUGAUGACAGAGCUAUUCAUGCAGAAAACCUGGGUGGAACAGAAGAAAUGAAGAAGGAAAAACCAUUACAUCCAUUAGACAUUGAUGCAUAUUGGUUGCAAAGAAGAUUAAGUAGGAUAUAUGAUGAUGCCAUGGUAUCGCAAGCGAGAGCUGCUGAAGUACUAGCUGUCUUGAAAGAUGCCGCAGACGAUCGUGAAUGCGAAAAUCAACUUGUGCUUUUAUUAGGCUACGAUUGUUUUGAUUUCAUUAAACAGCUUAAAAAAUACAGACAUACAGUUGCAUACUGUACGAUGUUGGCCUCAUCGCAGUCCGAAUCAGAAAGACAAAAAAUCCGAAACAAAAUGAAUGAUGACCCGGUGCUUGCCAAAAUCUUGCGGCAAUUAGAUACAGGUAAAGGUGAAGACGAUGCUGAUGAGACAAUGGAAGCGAGAUCCCAGCGCAAAAGACGGGAAGAGAAUGAGGAUACUGGAGGACCUGGAGGACAGGUUCAAGGUACAAGAAAUUUGAUAGAUUUGGAGGAUCUUAUAUUUGCUCAGGGAAGUCAUUUCAUGGCAAACAAGCGUUGCCAAUUACCUGACGGAAGUUUCCGAAAACAGCGAAAAGGAUAUGAAGAAGUUCACGUUCCUGCUCUAAAACCGAAACCAUUUGCAGAUAAUGAAAAAUUGCAUCCAAUUGAGCAAUUGCCUAAGUAUGUGCAACCUGCUUUUGAUGGUUUCAAAACGCUGAAUCGUAUACAAAGUCGCUUAUAUCAGACGGCAUUGGAGAGCGAUGAGAAUCUACUCCUGUGUGCUCCAACAGGAGCUGGUAAAACUAAUGUAGCUCUGCUGUGCAUGAUGCGAGAAAUUGGAAGACACAUAAACGCUGAUGGUACAAUCAAUGCAGAUGAAUUCAAAGUAAUUUAUGUUGCUCCAAUGCGUUCGCUGGUACAAGAAAUGGUCGGCAAUUUCCGCAAGCGAUUGUCAACAUAUAAUCUGACUGUUUCCGAAUUAACGGGUGAUCAUCAAUUAACACGAGAACAAAUUGCCGCUACUCAAGUAAUAGUAUGUACCCCGGAAAAGUGGGAUAUUAUAACAAGAAAGGGUGGCGAAAAAACUUUCACAUCAUUAGUACGAUUGAUUAUUAUCGACGAGAUUCAUUUAUUACAUGACGAAAGAGGUCCUGUUCUGGAAGCACUGGUCGCAAGGACGAUACGAAACAUCGAAACUACUCAAGAAGAUGUGCGUCUUGUUGGUUUAUCGGCUACAUUACCCAAUUAUCAAGACGUUGCAGCAUUUUUGCGCAUUAAACCGGAGACAGGACUAUUCUAUUUUGACAACAGUUUCCGGCCUGUAGCUUUAGAACAGCAGUAUAUCGGCGUUACGGAGAAGAAAGCAUUGAAGCGUUUUCAAGUAAUGAAUGAGAUCGUCUAUGAAAAGACCAUGGAACACGCUGGCAGGAAUCAAGUACUGAUAUUUGUGCACUCACGUAAGGAAACCGGAAAAACAGCACGUGCUAUUCGAGACAUGUGCCUGGAGAAAGAUACCUUAGGUCAAUUUCUUAGGGAAGGUUCCGCGUCGAUGGAGGUUUUGAGAACAGAAGCAGAGCAAGUAAAAAAUCAAGAGCUUAAAGAUUUGUUACCAUAUGGUUUUGCGAUUCAUCACGCUGGUAUGACUCGUGUGGAUCGCACGCUAGUGGAGGAUCUCUUCGCUGAUAGACACAUACAAGUUCUCGUAUCUACAGCGACUUUAGCUUGGGGUGUCAAUUUGCCGGCUCAUACAGUUAUUAUCAAGGGUACUCAGGUGUAUAACCCGGAGAAAGGUAGAUGGGUAGAGCUGGGCGCUUUAGACGUACUGCAAAUGUUAGGACGAGCCGGUCGACCGCAGUACGAUACUAAAGGCGAGGGUAUCCUUAUCACAAAUCAUAGCGAACUGCAGUAUUAUCUAUCGCUUUUAAAUCAGCAAUUACCCAUUGAAUCCCAAUUAAUCAGUAAGAUGUCCGAUAUGUUGAAUGCGGAAGUAGUGCUAGGAACGAUCCAGAAUAUCAGAGAUGCGGUUACCUGGCUUGGUUAUACUUAUCUUUACAUUAGAAUGCUUCGUUGUCCCAAUCUAUACGGGAUAAGUCAUGACAAAUUGAAACAAGAUCCUUUAUUAGAACUCCAUAGAGCUGAUCUAAUUCAUUCAGCUGCAGUCGGAUUGGAUCGUAGUGGUUUAAUCAAAUAUGAUCGUAAAUCUGGUAAUUUUCAGGCGACCGAAUUGGGUAGAAUAGCAUCUCAUUAUUAUUGCACUCACGAAACGAUGUCUACGUAUAAUCAGUUGCUGAAGCGCACAUUGAGCGAGAUAGAAUUGUUCCGGGUGUUUUCACUGUCGAGCGAGUUCAAAAAUAUAAAUGUCAGGGAGGAAGAAAAACUAGAGUUGCAAAAGCUGAUGGAAAGAGUACCAAUACCGGUGAAAGAGAGCAUUGAGGAACCAAGUGCGAAAGUGAAUGUGCUAUUGCAAGCAUACAUCUCGCAGUUGAAACUUGAAGGAUUCGCUCUUAUGUCUGAUAUGGUAUUUGUGACACAAUCCGCCUCACGUCUCAUGAGAGCUAUCUUUGAGAUAGUUCUGUUCCGUGGAUGGGCACAAUUAGCAGACAAAUGCCUAUCUAUCUGUAAGAUGAUCGAUCGCAGGAUGUGGCAAUCAAUGUCGCCACUCAGACAAUUCCGUAAAAUGCCGGAAGAAAUAGUGAAGAAGAUCGAGAAGAAGAAUUUUCCAUGGGAGAGGCUGUACGAUCUGGGACCCAAUGAGAUUGGCGAAUUGAUCCGCGUGCCGAAACUAGGCAAAACCAUUCACAAAUACGUCCAUCAAUUUCCAAAGUUAGGUUUGUCCACGCAUAUCCAGCCAAUUACGCGUUCCACUCUAAGAGUUGUGCUGACUAUCACACCGGAUUUCCAAUGGGAUGAGAAAGUUCACGGUAUGUCGGAAGCGUUUUGGAUCUUAGUCGAAGACGUGGAUUCGGAGGUAAUUUUGCAUCACGAAUAUUUCUUAUUGAAGGCCAAAUACGCAGCUGAUGAACAUGUAAUUAAGUUUUUUGUGCCAGUCUUUGAGCCUUUGCCGCCACAAUACUUUUUGCGCGUUGUAUCCGAUCGGUGGAUUGGGGCGGAGACACAAUUGCCUGUAAGCUUUCGACAUCUGAUAUUGCCUGAAAAAAAUCUUCCGCCUACGGAAUUGCUGGAUUUGCAGGCGCUGCCAAUAACAGCGUUGCGAAAUACUAAAUUCGAGAAUAUCUAUUCUGCUUUUCCACAGUUCAAUCCAAUUCAGACGCAAGUGUUCAACGCGAUUUAUAAUUCCGACGAUAAUGUAUUUGUUGGAGCACCCACAGGUUCAGGAAAAACGACCAUUGCGGAAUUUGCAGUGCUAAGGUUAUUGACGCAGAAUCCGGAAGGACGGUGUGUAUAUAUGGUUAGCAAAGAGGCUUUAGCUGAAUUGGUUUAUGCUGAUUGGGCAGCAAAAUUUGGUCAACAGUUGGGAAGAAAAGUUGUCUUACUAAGCGGCGAAACAGGAACGGAUUUGAAGUUACUUGCCAAAGGACAGAUUAUUAUCACCACGGCGGAUAAAUGGGACGUUUUAUCACGUAGAUGGAAGCAACGAAAAAAUGUCCAAAACAUCCAGUUGUUUAUCGUGGAUGAAUUGCAAUUGAUUGGUGGUGAAGAAGGCCCUGUGCUAGAAGUUGCAUGUUCGCGAGCACGUUACAUCUCUUCGCAGCUUGACAAACCUACUAGAAUAAUAGCAUUAUCAGCUUCAUUGGCUGAUGCCAAAGACGCAGCACAGUGGUUGGGUGCACCGGCAGCUGCAACUUUCAAUUUUCACCCUACUGUGCGACCGGUACCUUUGGAGUUGCACGUGCAAGGUAUAAAUGUCACUCAUAAUGCGUCAAGAUUAGCUGCCAUGGCAAAACCAGUAUAUAAUGCAAUUCUUCGACACGCUGCACAUAAACCGGUGAUCGUAUUUGUACCCACUCGUCGACAAGCAAGAUUAACAGCCAUCGACUUGCUGACAUUCACGGCAGCUGAAGGUCAACCCUCGAGAUUCUUUCACGCGGAAGAAGCUGACAUUAAACCAUUUCUCGAUCGAAUGAGUGACAAAACACUGAAGGAAACUUUGUCGCAAGGUGUAGCUUAUCUUCACGAGGGUUUAUCGGCCGACGAUCGUCAUUUAGUUGAACAAUUAUUUGACAGUGGAGCAAUCCAAGUUGCGGUCGCCACGAGGGAUCUCUGUUGGGGUUUAUCUAUCAGCUCCCAUCUUGUCGUAGUCAUGGAUACACAGUGCUAUAAUGGCAAGACACAUGCCUAUGAGGAUUAUCCGAUCACAGACGUUCUGCAGAUGGUAGCACGAGCUAAUCGGCCGUUAGAAGAUGAAGACGCCAAAUGCGUACUGUUGUGUCAAAGCUCAAAAAAAGAUUUUUUUAAGAAGUUUUUGAAUGAACCAUUACCGGUAGAGAGUCACUUGGAUCGCCGGUUGCAUGAUCACUUCAAUGCGGAGAUUGUGACGAAGACGAUCGAGAACAAACAAGAUGCGGUCGAUUACCUCACGUGGACUUUUCUGUAUCGACGACUCACUCAAAAUCCUAAUUACUAUGGCCUGCAAGGUGUCACACAUCGGCACCUCUCAGAUCAUCUAUCCGAGUUAGUCGAGAGCACGUUAACUGAUUUAGAACAAGCCAAAUGUGUCGCCGUGGAAGACGAAAUGGAUACUUUGCCUCUUAACCUCGGAAUGAUUGCUGCCUAUUACUAUAUCAAUUACGCUACUAUCGAAUUGUUCAGUCUAUCUCUUAAUAACAAGACGAAGAUCAGAGGUUUGCUAGAAAUUAUUUCAGCGGCUGCUGAGUAUGAGAGCGUUCCAGUGCGGCAAAGAGAAGAAAAUUUACUGAGAAGUUUGGCUGCACGUUUACCGCAUGCUCCACAGGCUGCUAGAAUGGCUGAUCCUCAUGUGAAGGCGCAACUUCUUCUGCAAGCUCAUUUAUCGAGGAUACAGUUAGGCCCAGAAUUACAAAAGGAUACUGAACUGGUGUUGAGUAAGGCCGUAAGACUGAUACAAGCUUGCGUCGAUGUCUUAAGCUCCUCUGGAUGGUUAGCACCUGCUGUUGCCGCUAUGGAACUUGCGCAGAUGGUGACGCAAGCAAUGUGGUCUAAAGAUUCUUAUUUGAAACAAUUGCCGCACUUUACAGCAGAGACCAUCAAGCGCUGCACCGACAAAGGCGUGGAAACUGUAUUUGAUGUCAUGGAACUUGAAGAUGACGAUCGAAAUCGGCUAUUACAGUUAACGGAUGCGCAGAUGGCAGACGUGGCCAAAUUUUGCAACCGAUAUCCUAAUAUUGAGAUGUCAUAUGAAGUACAGGAGAAAGACAAAUUGCACAGUGGUGGCACGGUAAAUGUGAUUGUACAACUGGAACGAGAAGACGAGGUAAUCGGGCCGGUAGUCGCGCCGUUUUUUCCGCAAAAACGUGAGGAAGGUUGGUGGGUAGUGAUUGGCGACCCGAAGAGCAACUCCUUGCUCUCUAUCAAACGUCUAACAUUACAACAGAAGGCAAAGAUCAAGUUGGAUUUUGUCGCUCCUGCACCUGGUCAGCAUUCCUACACUUUGUACUUUAUGAGUGAUGCUUAUCUUGGUUGCGAUCAAGAAUACAAGUUCAUCAUCAACGUCGGAGAAUACGAAUCGGAUGCUAGUUCCGGUUCAGAUUCUGAUUGAAAUCAUUAAACUUAAUAUGUUCCAUAAUAUAUAUUAUUUUUUUGUACCAUAUGUAGGUAUGUCAAAAGUAUUAUAUAUCACUCAUACAAUAUAUAUCUCAUAAAAAUAUAUAUAUCACUCAUAUAAUAUUUUUUUUUUAUUUGUUAACAGUAAAUCGGAGUAAUCUGUAUUAGUAGUAAUUAUAAUUUUUAUUCUACAAAUUCAAUUUCAAAUAUUUUAAUUGUCUUUCAAUUGUCCUUAUUCUAAUAGCACAUAUGUGAAAUAAAAAAAUUGUACGUCUCA